UCCCUACUUCAACAUACUCAAAAAACAAUCAAAACCAAGCAUGCAUAUUAUUUCUCCCCAAGCAAACAUUUUCAAGAGAACAUCUUCAUCAAAUUUCUUAAACAAAAAUCCCAUGGAUAGCUACGCAGGUUAUAACAAUUAUCUACCUCCAUAUAAUUUGGAGCCAUCAAACAUCAAUGGAUACCCUUCAUCUUUCUGCCCCGACUUUGAUUUUUCAAGCAAACAACAUCACCCGAAAACGUCCCACAUGAUCAGAUGGAACUCGGGCAAGAGGGUCGACCCGAGGCUUCUGGGCAUGCUAGAGAUGUUCGGGGAGAUCUAUGUUGAACGGCGUGAGUUCUUCGACAAGAUCUUCCACGGAGAUCACGAGGAGGUGUUCAAGAAGAUCGGGCACGCGUUGAAGACGAAGAAGAAGCAGAUGAGCAAGAGUGGGAGCAUGAAGAGGAGCACGAGCAUGAGGGCCAUCAGACAAAGAGGGUUAGAUGCAGAAGAGAUUAAUGAGUUAAGAGCUGAGAGGUUUAAGAUUAGAACACCAAAUGUGAUUGUGGCUGAAGGUGAUGAACAAGGUGCUCAAGCUGCGAAUGAUUCAAAAUAAUUUUAUGGCAUUCUUUGUAAUUAAUAUUCCUUUUUUUAAAAAAAAAACCAAUAAGUUUGGUGCUGUAAUUGGAAACUUGUAAAUUAAUUACCAGAAAGUGCAUAUAGUGUAACUAUUUUUAUUUUAUUUUAUUUUCAAUUGUAUUUCCAUGGAAAACUUGUAAGCCAGAAAGUGCAUAUAAAUAAAACUAUUUAAUUUUUAUUUCAA
Messenger RNA from Salvia miltiorrhiza (redroot sage), 802 nucleotides. RefSeq lists its product as uncharacterized. Bases 41 to 595 code for a protein of 184 amino acids. NCBI's taxonomy places the organism in Eukaryota, Viridiplantae, Streptophyta, Magnoliopsida, Lamiales, Lamiaceae. The record is from RefSeq and is a predicted model, not a curated record. The transcript has a single exon.